UCCACUCACGGAGAAAUAACACGGGGUCCGCGGCGUUGACUAACCGGCUCUAAAUGGUCUUCAUCCUGCGCCGUGUAUCUGUCUGUGGCCACUUAUUGUUCAUUAGUCCGGACUGACGCCGCCUCCCUGCUGUGACAACCAGCCGUCGUCCAGACUCGCUCCGUCCUCCGAGGGCCAGCCGUCUGUAUCUCAUUUGAUUUUCUGUGCGCGAGAGAUGGGCAAGGAUUACUAUAAAACGCUGGGCAUCUCCAAAGGAGCCACCGAGGAGGACGUAAAGAAAGCUUACAGGAAACAAGCGCUGAAAUGGCACCCGGACAAGAACAAGUCUGCAGCCGCAGAAGAGAAAUUUAAGGAAAUCGCUGAGGCAUAUGAAGUCCUGAGUGAUCCGAAGAAACGGGAGAUUUACGACCAGUAUGGAGAAGAAGGUCUCAAGGGGGGCAACGGACCCGCGGGUGACGGACAGGGCAGCACCUUCACCUACACCUUCCACGGGGACCCUCACGCCACCUUCGCCACGUUCUUCGGCGGCUCCAACCCCUUCGAGAUGUUCUUCGGGCGCAAAGCCAACGGGCGCGACGACGACGACAUGGAGGUGGACGGCGGCGACCCCUUCGGCUCCUUCACCAGCUUCAACCUGAACGGGUUCCCGCGCGACGGCCACGCGGGCCCGGGCGGCCAGCAGCGCCGCAAGCAGGACCCGGCCAUCAUCCACGAGCUGCGGGUCUCCCUGGAGGAGGUCUUCCACGGCUGCACCAAGAGGAUGAAGAUCUCGCGCAAGCGGCUGAAUCCGGACGGCCGGACCAUGCGCACCGAGGACAAGAUCCUCGCCAUCGAGAUCAAACGGGGCUGGAAGGAGGGCACCAAGAUCACGUUCCCCAGAGAGGGCGACGAGUCGCCCGGCACCAUUCCCGCCGACAUUGUCUUCGUCAUCAAGGACAAGCCGCACCCCCACUUCAGGAGGGAAGGCUCCAACAUCGUGUAUCCGGUUCGCGUGAGUUUACGGCAGUCGCUGUGCGGAUGCUCGGUUACCGUGUCGACGAUAGACGGGAAGACGUGCAACAUGAAGAUCACGGACGUGGUCAAGCCCGGCUUGAGAAAGACUGUGGCCGGACAGGGCCUGCCGCUGCCCAAGAACCCGGAGCAGAGAGGAGACCUGGUGGUGGAGUUCGACGUGAACUUUCCCGACACGUUGCCCAGCAACGCCAAGGACGUCCUGAAGCGACACUUACCCACUUAGGACGAGGGACGCGGACUGAAACGAGAGGAGAACGCGGCGUCACGGCGUCCACGCUCGGCGCCCAACGCGCGGUCUCACACUCACACACACACCAGGACUGGCGGCUCACAGACGGACCCGUUAGCGAGGAAUGUGAAACUUCUAUUUUUGAGCUAUUUGGUGUUUUUUUUAAAUGCCACGCAUGCUGCCAAGUUGAUACGAAUCCAAGUAACAGACUGUUUGGGCUGCUGAUAUCUGAAAGUACUCAUUUUAUGUUUGUGGGUCUGUGCCACACUGACUUUAUCCUUUUGUGUGUUGGAAAUAUUUGGCUAUGAAUUAGUCUCCAGUUGCCAAAAAAGCCCCAGUGAUCCUGGGAAAACUGCAGUGCCAAACGUAUUAUCUUAUUUAGAUUUGAAAGGCUUCAUUACUGAAAUUUUUAACUGUCAUUAAUGUGUAUUUUGUUAUAGAACAGAUAUGAGCUUCAGUUUGGAGUCUGUCUUAAAAUCGGUGUAUAUUUUCUUCGAAUGGACGGUGACUGAAUGAACCGGUGGUGUCGAUUUUAGACACUCUGUGAUCUUCAUGUGAAGAUUUGGAUGUGGCUUUUGAAAUAAAUAUGUGCGAACGUG
Molecule: messenger RNA, 1842 nt
Organism: Betta splendens (Siamese fighting fish)
Lineage: Eukaryota; Metazoa; Chordata; Actinopteri; Anabantiformes; Osphronemidae
Gene: dnajb4
Product: DnaJ heat shock protein family (Hsp40) member B4
Exons: 3
Coding region: 215-1237 (340 amino acids)
Cellular component (GO): cytosol
Molecular function (GO): protein-folding chaperone binding
Source: RefSeq, a predicted model, not a curated record